Daucus carota subsp. sativus is the source of this 426-nucleotide messenger RNA. Its product is annotated as zinc finger A20 and AN1 domain-containing stress-associated protein 6. Lineage: Eukaryota; Viridiplantae; Streptophyta; Magnoliopsida; Apiales; Apiaceae. The record is from RefSeq and is a predicted model, not a curated record. The coding region runs from base 1 to 426 and encodes 141 amino acids. The transcript has a single exon. Gene Ontology annotation, molecular function: zinc ion binding; DNA binding.
AUGUCUUCAUCCGAUAGCACUCCGACUCUCUGUGUCAAGAAUUGUGGCUUCUACGGAUCUCCUGCAAAUCGUAAUCUCUGCUCAAAGUGCUACCUAGACUCUGUCAAUCAAGCUAUACUACGGUCCGAAUCUCGUGGCAUUGAUUCCAUUACUUCCUCUGUGGAACAAGUCUCUUUACAUGACGAGAAGGAUCAUGUUGUUGUUGAUGAUAGUUCUGUGUCGAAAAACAAACCUAGUCGUUGCUUGUGCUGCAAGAAAAAGGUCGGAUUGCUAGGGUUUGCAUGUCGGUGUGGAGGCAAGUUCUGCAGCAUGCAUCGAUAUCCGGAGGAACAUAAGUGCCCUUUUGAUUAUAAGACUUCCGGACGUGUUGCUUUGGCCAGGGAAAAUCCUCUGGUUGCUUGUGAUCGGUUAAGGCACAGAGUGUAA